Periconia digitata is the source of this 2759-nucleotide messenger RNA. NCBI's taxonomy places the organism in Eukaryota, Fungi, Ascomycota, Dothideomycetes, Pleosporales, Periconiaceae. The record is from the annotation of a GenBank genome assembly.
UCUGCUGUCACCUGCCUCUCCCGCCUUUCUGUCCCACACUGGAUAGGCUUGAUCUUCACCCCACAUUUGAAAAGCCAUUGAAGUGGGGACGCUUCGAGUCCUGCUCACCAACUUGGGUUCGCAGGCACCCUCAACACAAAACUAAGCAACCAUCAAAUACACGCAGAGACUCUCGGCUUGCUGCUCGCAACUACCGAAGGUUUUCUUCAGCUCACAUUAGCCUACCUAGCAUUCCACCCUUUCAGCCCAGAUCAUCAGCAGACCUCUCCUCUGGCAGAUGUCAAAACUGUCUCGUGGCCACGCCAGCUGGUCGCGCAGUCCAACGGUUACAGCUCGAGCCCACACCUUAAUUCAGCCACCGACCUUCGUGUCGAGAUCGCGUGGUUUCCUUCGCAAUGCCAGUCAUAGCCAACCUCAUUCGACUUAGUAAAUCUGCGAACCAUGUUCUCGAACGGGGCUGCGCUACCAAUUUUUUUUUUCCUCUGCUCCUCGGGCCAGGUUGUCAGGAAACUCACGCGAAUGACGUCAGCUAUAUAUCUCAAUGGAGAAUGGCUCUUAUUACACUCUGAUAUUAUUGAAGAUCAAUGCUACUGUGGAUUUGACAAGCAACUUCAUUGGGAAUCAUCUAUAGGAGCUGAGUGUACGUUUAUCUCGAUAAAUGUGGGGAAGCGAUACACUAUGGAAAGUGUCAAUGCAUGCAUUCGGCGUUAACUAGGGGAAGCGGAUACAUCAAGUAGAAGACAAUAAUUUAGUAUUGACCGUGCGCGCUACAGACAAGCUCGUAGGGUAACCCUGAACAAGAGAUCGAAUCGCUGUAGCCAUUACAUGGUAUACCUUACGACUGAGAAGAGUUGUAUUCGCAUAGUACUUACUUUGGGGGUCUCCACACUGUGCAAAUGUUCAGAAUCUGGCUGUCUUAAACAUGACUACCCGCAAGUAUGGGUAUAUUCCAUUCAAGGGUGCAUGGUUACUGAUCAAGUGCCGUUCAACCUCUUGCCUCGACGAUCCUUGUGACUGCCAAUGAUAUUGUUCGAAUUGCAUUGAUGCUCGCGCGGAACGCAUAAUUCUGCUUGAUCCUACCACUGACCGACCCAGAUCCAUAUUCGCAGACACCUCGUGCCGUUCCAUCGGUAAGUAGAACAAAGAGACUGUUACUCUAGAAACAUGCACGCGCUUCGCAGAUCCCACCACCCUAAUCGCAGACAAAGCCGAAAAUGAACUGGAAAUCUGUCAAACAAAGACGUGCUUGUCCGGCAGGUUUAUGGCUGGAUGUGAAACUGACAAAGAGGAAUGAUGGCAAAGUCUCCUCGCCUCCAUAGAUCAUUUCUCGCGCGGAUCUGAUGUAUAUGCCCACGCGUCUUGCUUCUGCCGUCUGCGUUUGCUGUCGUUUGUGAAGUUCAUAUGGUGGUAACUACCUUUCCAUAUCAAUCCACAUCCAUUGAAGACUUAGCGAAGCCGGUCUUUGCGAUUAUUCCCAAUCGUUAUAUGCAGCAAUAGCCCAUCAGAUACACACAAGCGUCACUCCGGAGUCCACGAGACAAUUGAAACAACCAACACGACAUCACCCACCAUAGCCAUCCCGGGAAGAACCACGAAACAUGGUCCACGAUAAGAACAAAGUCCAGCUCAAGAUCAACCCAGAGCCAUUCAAACCCUCCCACCUCUCUAUCCCCCCAUCCCCAUUUUCUCCACAAACCCCCCUCACAAACACAAUCAACCGACCUUCUACGCGCCGGACUAAAACCUAUCGACGCCCCGCCACCGAAACACCUCCCCCUCCCCUCCAAUGGCUCUGGCAAUGCCACCAAUGCCAUCGCUCCUACUCCCUCGGCGUAACCCGCCGCUGUCUGGAAGACGGCCACCAUUUCUGCGCCGGCACCACAACAGUAAAGACCUGGCGCAAGCCCCUCCGAGCUAGAAAGUUCAAGAGACACCGAGCCUGCGCCAGCGAGUUCGAUUACCAAGGAUGGAAGAACUGGGGACGAUGGAGGAGGAGUGGGCGUAAGGAUUCCAUCUACGACGACGACGAAGACAGCUCUUCGUCAUCCUCAUCAACUUCUUCCGCGUCGCCGUAUUCCUCCUCUUCGGCAUCGUCGGGUUCAGAGGAUGCACAGAGCCAGGGUUCCCAGGCUCUUCAAGAGAAGGACUGCUGGAAUGCGUGUGACUACCCUUCCGAAUGUCGGUGGGGGAAACGGUUUGGUGUGCACACGCCUACUUCGGCCACUUUUCCGACGUUUGAAAUUGUUUCUGCUUCGUCGGUUUCCAAUGCUCCGCCUACGUCUGAUCCUUCUCCUGCUGCGGUUACCACCACCACGGCUACGACCAAGGCUGUCGAAGGUGUGCUGAACCCAGAGAACUACCAACCCGAUCUUGGGAAGAAACCGCUGAAGACCGAUCUCUGGGAUGCCCUCGUCGCGAGCGCCACCCGGCGGAAGAGCGUGCCUCCUAGUUCGCCGUUGGCGUCGGUGGCGGAGGAACCUGGUGUCAACGAUCCGUCGGUGGUUGAGAAGGAUAGAGAUGGGGACGUUGUCAUGUCUUGUUCCGAGGAGCAGGCGUCAUCGUCGCAGGCAUUCUCACCGCCUGCUACUUCUGCGCUGGCCUCUCUGAAGGGUGUGUUUCGCAGGAGUUCGAAGAUUUACUCGAAGUCGGUUAGGAGGGGGACGGAGGUGAAGGAUGCUGGCUUGGUGGAUGAGUUGACGCCCUUGGAGAGGGUAAAGAGUAGGGAUAGUGGGUAUCACUCCAAUCAGGAUCUGUUUUGA